Messenger RNA from Choloepus didactylus (southern two-toed sloth), 1427 nucleotides. It is a transcript of the gene NTMT1, whose product is annotated as N-terminal Xaa-Pro-Lys N-methyltransferase 1. Lineage: Eukaryota; Metazoa; Chordata; Mammalia; Pilosa; Megalonychidae. The record is from RefSeq and is a predicted model, not a curated record. Gene Ontology annotation, cellular component: cytoplasm. The transcript is spliced from 5 exons. Bases 622 to 1293 code for a protein of 223 amino acids. Gene Ontology annotation, molecular function: N-terminal protein N-methyltransferase activity.
GCUUUUUACCCUGUGAAAAAUCAAAAGAACUCUAGUUUUUAAAAGCCCAGCCUCGCAGCCUCCAAACUAACUGGUUGCACAUGCUGGAGGAAGAGAGAGGCUGCAAGGAGACGCUGCGGUCCCGGAAGCUGUUCCUGUACAGAAAAGUAAAACAACGUGAGGAGCCCGCGGGGCGGAACCAACAGCGGCCCCGCCCUCCCUCCUGACGCCCGGAAGUGACGCGAGUGGGCAAAGGCAGCGCGCGCGUUGACCUGUCGCGUCUCGUCGUCGUCUGGCGGAGCAGGCUGUCGGCUUGUAGGCUCGCCGCUGCCCUCUUCCUCCUUCCCUCUUUCUCGGCCUCUUUUCCCUGGUCCCGGGAGUCUCCGCCCGGGGUGAGUAGCACGAGGCAUUGCCGGGGGCGGCAGCCGCUGAGAGAGGGGAGGCCUCGACCCCCAACUGCCCCGCUGCCCUGAAGCCCCGAUUCGUCACGUGACCGGUAGAGCACUCUGCCAUUUUCAUAUGUCAAGCUGCUGUCUACACAGAUCCAGGGAGAACAGGUCCUGUCCACAGCGCUGCCAGAGGGAGGAGGAGAGGUGCCAUUGCUGAGUUUGGUAUUUGAAGAGAGACGUGGUUGGUGACAGCAUGACAAGCGAGGUGAUAGAAGAUGAGAAACAAUUCUAUUCGAAGGCCAAGACGUACUGGAAAGAAAUCCCACCCACAGUGGACGGCAUGCUUGGGGGGUAUGGCCACAUCUCCAGCAUCGACAUCAACAGCUCCCGGAAGUUCCUGCAGAGGUUUUUGAGGGAAGGUCCAAGCAAGACCGGAAGUUCCUAUGCUCUGGACUGUGGAGCUGGCAUUGGAAGGAUCACCAAGCGUCUACUCUUGCCACUCUUCAAAGUGGUAGAUAUGGUUGAUGUGACAGAGGACUUUCUGAUUAAAGCUAAGACCUACCUGGGUGAGGAGGGCAAGAGGGUAAGGAACUACUUCUGUUGUGGUCUUCAGGACUUCAGCCCAGAGCCCAAUUCGUAUGAUGUUAUCUGGAUCCAGUGGGUGAUAGGCCACCUAACCGAUCAGCACCUGGCUGAGUUCCUGCGGCGCUGCAAGCGGGCCCUUCGCCCCAAUGGCAUCAUCGUCAUCAAAGACAACAUGGCCCAGGAGGGCGUGAUCCUGGAUGAUGUGGACAGCAGCGUGUGCCGGGACCUCGAGGUUGUCCACAGGAUCAUCCGCAGUGCAGGCCUCAGCCUUCUGGCCGAGGAGAGGCAGGAGAACCUCCCUGAAGAGAUUUAUCAUGUUUACAGCUUUGCCCUGAGAUGAACCUGGGCUGGCAGGAAAAACCCAGGGACUGGUGGGGAGGGAGCUGGCAGCUGGUUGAGAUCCAGAGGCUCCAUGUUGAUAGUUCACAAGUGUUGAAAGAGGCUGCUAAAUAUACCUGUCUGCCAUCCACUCAC